Corticium candelabrum is the source of this 1212-nucleotide messenger RNA. RefSeq lists its product as uncharacterized. The record is from RefSeq and is a predicted model, not a curated record. Bases 423 to 989 code for a protein of 188 amino acids. The transcript is spliced from 2 exons. NCBI's taxonomy places the organism in Eukaryota, Metazoa, Porifera, Homoscleromorpha, Homosclerophorida, Plakinidae.
AGAAGUCAUAAUUGUUGAGAUGAUGUUUGUGUAUUAGGGAUAGCAAUGGUUGAAAGCCUUUCUAGAGUGCAUUAAUUCUGUGCAGUGUACAAUUAGGCUGUGAGGAUUUAAUUAAUGUGCAAGCUUGGCAGUUGAACCUUAUCACAUAAUUAUUUAUAAUACAUUUUGUUGUUGUUUUAGGUGCAGGACUGGAUGUUUUUGAAGAGGAACCACCCAAGAAUCGAAAGUUAAUUGAGCAUCCACGUGUCACGGCUUGUCCUCAUCUGGGUGCAAGUACCCCUGAAGCUCAGAAACGGUGUGGACAGGAGAUUGGAGAACAGAUUGUUAGUUUGGUGAAGGGCAUAUCAGCAGCAGGGAUUAUCAAUUGUCCUGCAGUCAGUAGUUUAUUUGUACCAGGAGUUAGACCUUAUCUCAGUUUGUCUAUGGCUCUGGGAAGGUUGUCAGCUGGUAUAGCCGGUGUCAACAAAGACUUCGUGCUGUCUGUCUCUGUUUUGUCAAUGAAGCAACACAAGUCUUGUCUAGGCAUUGGAUUGACAGUCGGAUUGUUUAAGCAAUUGGGCAAUGACGUUGGUGUUAGUUUAGUCAAUGCAGCAAACUUGGCAAAAGACAGGGGAAUAAAAGUGGAUGUUGAAUGCUUGGAAAACAAGAAUAGUGGCUUGCUAUCAGUGACAACUGGGAGCAAAGCAUGUGUUUCCGGAGUUGUCAGUGGUGAAAGGGCAGUCAUCACUGAGGUAGAAGGGUUCUCACUGGAAUUACCUGUCAAAGGUCACAUUUUUGUUGUAAAAGGGAAGAAGACCAACUUAUCACCACAAGAAAUAUUGCAGAAACUUCCAGUUACUGAGCAAGCUACUAUUCUUUUGUCUACUGUUGGAGACCACUGGCUUUGCAUUUUCCAAACAGCUGAGAAGUUGCCAUUGGAGUUGGCUACUGCUGUAUCUGUAUUGAAUGGUGUGGUGAGCAGCUUCCAAGUGGACUUUGCCAGUGAAUGAUGGACAUUGACUGAGUUGAAUGUUUGUAUUCUGUUGUUGGUGGAGUGCAAGAAGGAAACUGUCAAUGAGUUAUGUUGACUUGUAACUUCAUACCUUCUAGUUGCUGGAAGUUGUAUACCUUCUAGUUGCUGGGAGUUGUAUACCUUCUAGUUGCUGGAAGUUGUAUACCUUCUAGUUGCUGGAAGUUGUUGCUUGUUAUUAACAAUUCGAUGUCUUUGCCUUA